AUGGCUACCGGCGCUGUAUCCCCCUUCGGAAAGCCCGCCUCCAUCUUCCCACCGCCGCCAUCCCAUCCGUUCCUCGCCCGUUCCUCGCCCACACACCACGCCCACACCACGCCCACACCGCUUCCUGCGAUUCGCCACCCCAUUCCUUGCGGAGAUCACCAUGUGCCCCCCCCCCGGCCACCCAAUGCCUGCGCACCGCGCGACCAGAAAACCCAGCGCGGGCUUGGCGAACGUCUGGUGGGGUGGGUCGUCUACCCGUUGUCGUCUACCCGUUUUCGAAUGGGUGCGCCGGCCGAGGAUCUGGCCGGUGGGAGAGGGGGGUGUCUGGGUACGAACGGGACGGAUGUGACGGAUGCGACGGACGCUGUGAGAGUGGUUGGUGGGAUGAUGGACCCCCACUCGGGAUGUAGUGCCCGACGGACGCGACGCUUGAUAAGGAGAGGGACCGCUGAGCUUUGCCGUGCUUGCUCAAUCUCGGUAGUUGAGAUGGAAGAACGAGUUCUCGCAGUCGCCGAGGAGAGAGGAUUUCUGCCCUUACCGAGGUUCAGGUGCUCCGCUGCCCCGCUGCCGCUCGUCAUUUUGCUUCACAUCCACCGUGAGACGGGCGCCAAGGGUAUGACUUCACCGGUUGACGGCGCCCAUGUACUGUACAGCAUCUGGGAGCCGGCAGUCCGCCUACGGCCUACGGGAAUAGCAGUGGGGAGGUGCCUGCGCCCGAGAUGUCUCGGGCGUGAUGGACGGAUCAACCUUCCCCUCUCAAACGGCGCGUGGGCGACACCCGUACAGAAGUUCUGUUUACCUCUUUCAGGGCUGUUGUUUGGCGGCGUGAAGGACCCUGAGAUGCUGUAG
This is a messenger RNA of Pseudogymnoascus destructans, 849 nucleotides long. RefSeq lists its product as uncharacterized. The transcript is spliced from 2 exons. Bases 1 to 849 code for a protein of 282 amino acids. The record is from RefSeq and is a predicted model, not a curated record. NCBI's taxonomy places the organism in Eukaryota, Fungi, Ascomycota, Leotiomycetes, Thelebolales, Thelebolaceae.